GAAUUUGCCUUCAUCUGAGUCCCCCCACUGCUGUUGCUGGGGCUGUAGGAACGUGUUGAGGUGGUCUUGGAGGCAUAGUCUCUUAUAAAAUAAUGUUCAGAAAAGGGAAAAAACGGCAUAGUAGCAGCAGUUCACAAAGCAGUGAAAUCAGCACUAAAAGUAAGUCUGUAGAUUCUAGUCUCGGAGGUCUUUCAAGAUCUAGUACUGUUGCUAGUCUAGAUACAGACUCCACAAAAAGUUCAGGUCAAAGUAACAGUAAUUCAGAUGCUUGUGCAGAAUUCAGAAUUAAAUAUGUUGGUGCCAUCGAAAAACUGAAGCUUGAUGAAUGCAAGACUUUGGAGGGACCACUGGACUUAAUAAAUUACAUAGAUGUGGCACAGCAAGAUGGAAGGUUACCCUUUGUGCCAGGGGAAGAAGAAUUUAUAAUGGGUGUUUCCAAAUACGGUAUUAAAGUCACAACCUUAGAUCAGUAUGAUGUCUUGCAUAGACAUGCACUCUACCUCAUUGUGCGGAUGGUCUGCUAUGAUGACGGCCUAGGGGCCGGGAAGAGUCUGCUGGCUUUGAAGACGACAGAUGCCAACUAUGAAGAAUACAGCCUUUGGAUAUACCAGUGUAAUAGUCUGGAACAAGCACAAGCUAUUUGUAAGGUAUUAUCAGCGGCGUUUGACUCAGUUUUGACAUCCGAGAAGUCCUGAAUUUCUGCAGCUGCAUUUCAUACUGAGAGAGAAGUAGCGCUUGCUGUGACUGUAGCAAGUGGAAAUCAAAGCAAGUAUUUUGAAGGGAACAAAUGUGAACUUUUAAACUUCUUAAAAACUGCUUGAACAUACUGUUUGAAGGAGCAAGGUUCUGUUGUGCUUUUUGUAAAUAAAACUUGCUUGCUAAAUCCAUCUGAUGAAGAAAAAGCAACUCAGGCACAAAGCUCAUGGGAUGACUUUGGGCCAGUCAUUCUCUUGAUCAAUCAAGCCUACCUCACAGGGUGGUUGUGCAAAUAAAAGGGAGGGAGACCAGGUAUUGGUGCCUUAAGCUUCUUGGAGAAAGGAGGAAAUAAAGGUAUAAUAAUAAGAGCACAGCCAAGAUUUAACAUUGUACGGUAUGCUG
Molecule: messenger RNA, 1098 nt
Organism: Gekko japonicus
Lineage: Eukaryota; Metazoa; Chordata; Lepidosauria; Squamata; Gekkonidae
Gene: ITGB1BP1
Product: integrin subunit beta 1 binding protein 1
Exons: 7
Coding region: 93-695 (200 amino acids)
Biological process (GO): negative regulation of focal adhesion assembly; negative regulation of substrate adhesion-dependent cell spreading
Cellular component (GO): cytoskeleton; ruffle; cell periphery
Molecular function (GO): integrin binding
Source: RefSeq, a predicted model, not a curated record